This is a messenger RNA of Melitaea cinxia (Glanville fritillary), 879 nucleotides long. RefSeq lists its product as uncharacterized. The transcript has 6 exons. Lineage: Eukaryota; Metazoa; Arthropoda; Insecta; Lepidoptera; Nymphalidae. The coding region runs from base 184 to 819 and encodes 211 amino acids. The record is from RefSeq and is a predicted model, not a curated record. Gene Ontology annotation, cellular component: Golgi membrane. Gene Ontology annotation, biological process: protein secretion; vesicle-mediated transport.
ACAUUGACAUUUCUUCUACGUUUACGACAGAUUACUAGGAGUCAUUGUUGAUUUUGUUUUUACAAAAUAAUAUUCUUGAAUUGAAUAACUUAAAUGUAGGCAAGUGCUCGGUUUAUAAUCUUAUAUUCAAACAUUAUUCAAAGUAAUUAAUAGGACUAGAAUAAGUUUAAAAGUGAUUUCAAUAUGAACUCUGCAACCCCAGGUGUGCCGCAGGUGCCGCUGCUCGACGACGACACUAUAGCUUUUGGAGAAGAGGAAAAUGCUAAUAAACAGUUCAUACAUCCCUACAUAGUAUUUUUCCACUUAGUCUUCAGAAGUGCAGCUAUUGUAGUGUACAUCUUGUGCGGUUGGUUCUCCGAUUCGUUUAUAGCGAGUUUUGUUUUGGUCAUACUACUUCUGUCUGCUGACUUUUGGACCGUUAAGAAUAUUAGUGGACGUUUGCUGGUUGGUCUCAGAUGGUGGAACUAUGUGGACGAUGAUGGAAAGUCACAUUGGGUGUUUGAAUCCAAACAGAGUCGUGUGAACCGCAACGAAAGUCGUCUGUUUUGGAUGGGACUCAUACUAUGUCCACUAAUCUGGUCUGGCUUCUUCAUUAUCUGCCUAUUUGGACUUAAAUUUAAAUGGAUGCUAUUGGUCUUAAUAGCGUUAACAUUGACUGGCGCCAAUCUAUACGGAUAUGUCAAAUGCAAAUUUGGCGCGAAAGAGAACCUACAGUCCGCGACCACAGAUUUCGUGAAGAAGCAAUUGUUCCAGAACGCGUCGUCCUUCAUGUUCGCGCAGCCCACGCCGCCGACCACUGGCAACACUGGCGUCGUGUAGAUUAUUAAUGUAUUCUGUGUCACUGUAAAUUAUUGUUUAAAUAUUAAAUUAUAAGUAAAA